GCCCCCUUCACCCCAGUGAGUCAGACAGUCAGAGAGUCCAGAGACUCCAGUCACGAGGCUGAUUGUUUUUGACAAUCCUUUGACUCACUGGUCAUCCUUGGCAUCAGCUCACGUUGUGAACUAUGACUGUUUCCCGCAGUGUCGUUUGGAAGCCCCGGUUUAAUAACUUCCGACCCGAGUUCAAGGUUACAUUCCACUCUGCUUGCUUCAGGAACUCCUUCCCCCGCCCUUUUCCUUUGAGCAUAUAUGCUACCGACGCAGAGGGCCCCCGCACGCGCUCUACAGGUAGCAAGAUCAGCUGCCCUGUAGGAGUCCGGAGACAUCUUCAACCUUCACCACCUGAAAGCGGGAGGAAAUUAUCAGUUGUCUCUUUAAAAGAGUUCGCGCUUCUUAAAGCACUAAAGGCAGGCGCCAAACAAAGCUAUCGCGAGAAUUGUAACCCCACUGGCAACUUCUCGCGAUGUUUGGCUCCUCCAAGGGUGGCCAUUUUGGGGCCCAUCCCCCGGCUGGUUACCCCGGCUGCGUCUCUCAUCCCGGUGCAAGCACCAAAGGUGGCCCCACCGGCGUCUGGUCCGGCCGGACUGACGCGAUGUGGCGGCUCCGCUGCAAGGCCAAGGAUGGCACCCAUGUUUUGCAGGGGUUGUCCAACCGGACCCGGCUGCGGGAACUGCAGGGCCAAAUUGCAGCCAUCACUGGGAUCGCUCCUGGUGGUCAGCGAAUCCUCGUCGGAUUCCCGCCCGAGUGCCUGGAUCUCAGCAACGGAGAAACUGUCUUGGGAGACCUGCCCAUCCAGUCAGGCCCGGCUGGGGACACUCUUCGCUUCCCUUCGCUUCCUCUCUGGGAGCCCCUUUCACCACCCCUGCACCCUGCUUCGGGCGAUGCCUGAGAGGGAGCUGUGGCCAGAAGGGCCUGGCUCAGAACCCGGGACCCACAUCGGCAGCUGCGACAGCAUGAUGAGCACCACCUCCGCCCACUCUGGAUCUACUGAUAACAGCUACGACUUCCUGUCGGCUGAGGAGAAGGAGUGUCUGCUCUUCCUAGAGGAGACCAUUGGCUCGUUGGAUGCUGAGGCUGACAGCGUUCUGUCCAUUGAUGGGUCGGAGCCAGCAACAACUCCCCGAGGUUUCAGAGCACUCCCCAUCACCCCGCUGGCUCCCCAUGGAAACCCAGAGGAAACAGUUAUUCAGCAGAGACCAGAGCCCAGGAGAGUGACUGAGACUACCUCAUCCUAUCCUCCUGAGGCCCAAGGCCUGGGCCGCAAGUCUGGCUCCUAUAGCCUCCCGAGGAAUAUCCACAUUGGCGGAAAUCAGAGCCUUAGGCAAAGCACCACCCAGACUAACGGCCACUUCUCUGCACGAGGAUCUGAGGGGCACCUAGCAGAACCCAAGAAAGGGGAGGCCAGCCAGAGCAGUGAGCCACGCAGGGCACCAGCCAGCCCCCGGAGGGCCAGCCUGCACCUGGACACAGUGCUCAUUCCCCCACCAAAGGCUUUCCAGGACGGCUGGCCAGGACAGCAGAGCUGUGUGCCCCCAAAGACAGUGGAGGCCAUGUCCCAUACAGCCAGCAAGAAAGGUGCACUGGGGGGCCCUGGGCAACCACAGGCAUCUCCUACCCAGUUGUCUCAAGAUGCUAGAGCUGAAGACACUCCCCUCCCAUCCGGGAAUGGCACAAAUGCCAGUCUGGCCCCUGUCACUGCCCCAAAGCCCCGGAAGCUGCCUCCAAACAUUGUCCUGAAGAGCAGCCGCAGCAGUUUCCACAGUGAGCCCCAGAGCUGGCUGUCCCGCCACGCUGAAGUUGGAGAUGCUGGCCCGGCCUCCUCCUCCCUGCAGGAGCAGAGGAAAGCACGGAGAGAAGCACUAAAGAAGCUGGGGCUACCCCAGGACCAAGAGGAGCCUGGCCUCCCCCUAAGCCACCCUGCCAGCUCUGUCAGACUCAAGAAGCCCCAAGAUCCGGGCCCUACUGCAGUCCCAGCCCCAGCUCAGCCAGCAGCUCUGGCUCCAGCCUCAGCAGCUCUUCCUGCUUCAGGGAAGGCUCCGGCUCCGACACUGGCUCCAGUGUGGGGCCCUGCCCCAGUGAAGGCUCCAGCUUCAGCACCAGCUCAGGGAUCCUCUCCUGGCAAGGUUUGCAUCGCUGCCCAGGAAGCCCCUCCAGGACAGGCCACAGCUCGCAAAUCCAUGCCAAUUCCUAUACCUAAGACCUCAAAGGCAAGCAGUCCCCUGACUAAGCCAAAGCUAGACUCAGGACUGACGCUCCAGGAGAGCAGCAUCCCGGGGCUGAAACAGAUGAACUUCAAAUUCAACACUCUGGAGUGUUCGGGUGUUGGGCUGAACAGCUACCUCUCAGCUGAGAAAGACCCCAGCCCCAAAACUAGCACUUCUCUGGGAAAGGACUCCACUUUGGAGCAGAAGUCUCCCAGUGUGCUGCGUAACUCUCGGCCACGCCCUGCCUCCCUGGGCACUGGAAAGGACUUUGCAGGUAUCCAGGUAGGUAGGUUGGCUGACCUGGAGCAGGGCCAGAGCUUCAAGCGUCCGUCCUACCAAGGACAGAGCCCUGACAAGCUUCCUCGACCCCUCUGUGUCAGUGUCAAGAUUUCUCCAAAAGGCGUCCCUGAUGAACACAGAAGGGAGGCUUUGAAGAAGCUGGGACUGCUAAAGGAGUAGCUCUGCCACAGACUAAGCCACGGGAGGGACUCUCGGGUUCCGCUCAGGAGCCUUUGCGAUCUCAGAGCUCAGGGCUGGUCGUGGGCAGGCUUUUCUCAGAUGCCUUUGCUCUCUGAGGUGAAGGGAGGGAGCAUAUGUUUGGAUUCAGGGGCACUGGCCUUCGGGAGCCUGCGUGCACAUAGCUUUACACAAGAGCGUGUGUGUGUGCUGUGUGGCUGUGUGUGUGACGAAUUGUAUAUAUCACAGACACUAUGUAACGCAAGGGAUCAUUGCUCAGAGCUUUGCUCUUGUUGGAGCUCUUACAAUGGGUCGAGUUCAGCCUUCCCCAGCACUGAGUGGAGGGAGGUGGCCAAACUUGAGAAGAAAAGCCAAAUGCCACAGUGGAUAUGCAUUACUUUAAAAAUUGUGUGGAUAAAGGGUCUCAAGAAUCCCUGCAAGAGAUGGAGCCUGCCUCACAUCUUGGUGGACACUGUCUCAGUUCAGGCUUCCUGGACAGGGCCUGGAACCAAAAGGAGGCGUUACCUCUUCACCCACCGCCUUCUCAGUAUCACACAUCCCUGUAACAACCUCUCAGCUUAUUGAUAGCAGAACAGCUGUGGAUCUGAGAAGGCAGGAUAAAUAACCACACUCAACCUCCACUUCUGCCCAGGGUGUCCUUGUCCAUGGCCUUGAUAAAUUCAGUGAGAGACUGUGCUGCAGUCCAUGACUGACAUUCCUGUUUUUCCUGUUCCUCCUGCUCUCUUGCUCCCUAUCUCGCUCUGCAUCUGCCUGACUUGAGUGCUGGUCACCACUGAGCUGGAAGCCCCAGACCAGAGGCUUAACAAAGACGGCAGGUAGUUUUCAAAUGUUCUCAGUUCCCAUGGUAGGAAAUCAACACAGUACAUAGAAUAUCAGCGUUCAAAGGAAUCUUGGGAAGGCUCCCAUCCAGCCCUACUGGGGAGGAUAAGCAGCUCCUCAAGGUUACUUGACCAUUUAGUACCAGCAGAGAUGGGAACCUGGGCUCCCAACUGCCACUUGGCACUGCCUCCCUUUCCCAGAACUCUCCCACAUCCACACAAAACUUAAAAGUCCAUGGUCACAGUCCAUGACUCAGCCUAAGGCCCGCUAACAUCCUAAAGUGUCUUCUGAAGCAUCAAAGAUUAAAUGUUCAGGACACUAUUCAGAUUAAGAUUUUUUUUAAAAAAAAUUUUAUCUUCACAAAGUGGCUGUAUAAUAACUCAUUCUUACCGAGAACUCCUCUCUGCCCAGAUUGCCUGACCAAUCUGGACAACUUGAGCAACACCAAAAGAGGGUCAUGGGAGUAGGUGGCGUGGGCUUGGGAAUACAAGCUUGGUGAUUAGAUGUGGUUAGACAUGACCCCCACUUCCCCUUGGGAAAUAUAUCUUAUUCAUGGCUUUGACUGGGUUGGAAUCCAGAAUAUCCAGAUGUGAGGGGCAGAUAAAGAAACUGUUGUUGGAAAGGUGUCCUUUAUGUCUUUGAAGCAUUUCUGGGCCAUUUCCCUAUGGACCUAUCACUACUGAAGUUCAGGAUUUCUGAAAAUGAUGAGAGAGUUAGGGUAAGGAUGACAAAUAGCUCCUCCCUGCCAUGGUAUGUGCUGUAUGGGUGUGGCAGUUUCUAUGUACACUCCUGUACACACACUCAUGCAAAAGCCUGCUGCCACAUUCCUGGCUCUGGGGGAGGACCUGGUCUGUCAUGGCCCAUGGAGUCUCCCACACUGGCUAAGCUGCAUCUUAUUACAGGCUCCCCAAAAGAGAGAAGGCCACUUCUGGAAGACUGAUUCAGCAUGCUGUAUUAGGUGGCGGCUUCAUUGUAUAUUUCAAGAUACAACCUGGUUCCUUAUUUGUUAAUUGCCCUGAUGAAAAGAAAACAGGAGACUAGAUACCAACUGAGAUGUGGCAGGAAUCUGGGGCUGGCAUCAACACAAGGCUGACCAGCACUGUUUGGUCGGGAGUGCUACCUGCUACCUGCUACCUGCUAUCCCCCCGAGUGAGGCAGGAAAUUUCUCUCCCAGGGAAACCAGACCUCCACACUGCCUGCACCUUCCCAUCUGCAUCUUUAUCCCAGUGAUGUGCUCGUAUCCCCAAUUCUCUUUGAAAGACUCCCUUCCCUUGUUAUUUAAAGAUGCCAUGGUUUUGGGGCUGGGGAUUUAGCUCAGCGGCAAAAGCGCCUGCCUGGCAAGCGCAAGGUCAUGAGUUCGGUUCCUGGUACCGGAGAAAAACCAAAAAAAAAAAAAUAAUAAUAAAGAUACCAUGGAUCUCUAUGUCCUUACCCUUCAAAGAAUACAUUCUGCUUUAAGGCAAUUCUUGGGAAUUCAAAAAUAGGUAAUAAAUCCGAAGUCAGACAUCUUCAUUUUAAAGAGAGUCAAAGAGACCUGGUGAGGACGUCCACCUCCCUACCAUGUGAUGCUAGACCUACUUGUGAUGAGGUUAUCAGGUCUGUCUUACUGUAUCCAUACAGGAUUUCUCUUCACUCAGCUUGAGCUGGUUCGGGGGAAGUGAUAGUGGGGUGAGAGCUGCUCUUCUUAAAGGAUUUUGGGUGGAAGUGUGUAAAGAUCACUUGUUUAAUUUUAAAAGCCAAAGUGACAGUUUUUCCUCUUGACCUUGGGUGUCAGCCAUACCCUGCCAUAGUCUUGUUGCUGCUAGACACAAACCAUCUACCAGAUGCAGGUGCUGGCCUCUCCCCAGCCUGGCACAGUGGAGUCUGUGUCCUCAGGUGUGUGACCAGAUACCGUUGAGUCACCACUCAUGGCAGUCCUGACUCUGACUCUGACUCCAGGGAAGACUGAUGUGCCAUCUCACACUAAAGUCAGGGGACAGGUUGACUCACCUCUCACGUCCGCCUGCAGCAGGAAAUGUAGUCCUGCAGUGGGUAGGUGUGCAAACAUCUUUGCUUGUUUCAUGGAAGGAAGGCCCAGUGACAGACAGGAGAGCAAGACCUAGCAGAGGUUCUGGCUUGGAGCUGGAGGUGAAGGUUGAAGAGUCUGCAAGAUGUCUGAUGUGUGAGAUGUGCCCCUCCCUCCCCUCUUUGGGUCCAUUCGUGUCUGUGUGGGCAGAGAAAGGUCACACCGUUGGCACGUGAAGCUGUGCUCUAGACUAGUGGAGGUAGGGAACAAGGGAGUGGACAGGAAUUGUGCCGCUUUCCAUCAGAAUCUAGACAGGAACGCGGAUACAGUGCUUCUAUAUUCUUUUCCUCUUGUGCUUGACUAUGGCGCAUAUCAAUCGAGGCUUAUAUUCAAAUUCCAUCAGUCAGGUACCCUAGGGAAAUCCUUUAACUCAUUGACCCUCAGAGUUCUCAUUAUAAAAUGGGGGAAAUAUCACCACCCUCUCACAAUUUGGGGGAUAGAUAAAUGAUAUACAACAUGUAAGGCUCAGGGCUUGGUACCGUGCAGCUCAGCAAGAUAGUAUUGUCUUCUGGAUCUGCGUCCUUUCUCAAAGGAGUCAUACGGAAACCGAAAGCUCACCUAACUCUGCUCAAAGGAAAGAGAAGAGAGGUUCUUGCAUUUGAAGGUCCAAAGUCACAGCUGGUCUUUGGCACACCCUCCAGGUGACUCAACUUCACUCAUGCCAGGUUUCCUGGAAUUUGAAAAAAAAGUCCUCAGCCUGUAUCAGGUUUAUGCCUUGGUAAGGCUGAACCUGCUGUUUUCAUCUUCUGAAUUCUCAAACCCAGAUUCCCCUUGGUUGUCACUUUCAUGCUGCUUGUGACCAUGUUUUAUUUCUCUAUGCUUCCUCUAACUUCCUAUAUAUUGUUUUAUAGUUAUUUUUAAGAUGGAAGGGGGAAAUCUUAUGUAACAGGAGAGAACUCUGGCUGAAAUUAGAAAGACAAGCUGAGAAGUUUUUAAAAUUUCUGGAGCAUUAAAAAAAAAUAGAGCAGGCAUGUUUUUGGAAUGAACCAGGAAUUAGUUAUCAGGAGAGAGGAACUGUGCUGCGUGGCCCUCCAGCUCCUCUGGUGCAGGGAGACUGAACUGCAGGAGUCAUACCACUGUUGUCACCACUGGCACUAGGAUGCACAUGCAUUAGAAAUAAGUGACGUCCUAUUUCAGGUUGCCAUUCUCUUUUGCUCAUUAUUCCCUAGUUAAAGCCUUCUCCUUAUUCACCACUUGCCAUGUGUCCAGAGUUCAAAAUAAUAUAAAACACAAUGGUAGCCAAAGCUCUGGGCCGGGUGAGCCUUAGCAAUUCACUUCACUGCACUCAAAACAGAGAUGACAACUUGGACUCGAUAAUCUCCUAGCAUGACAGCCAGAAAGGCAUGUUGUAGUGAGUCCAAAAAAGUUAAUUAGGAAACUUGACACCCUGAGAAAAAUCUUACAAUCUACACUUUAGGCAAUCCACAUGCUAGAAGGAGAUUCAGGUUUUCCAGUGCAACCUCCACGUAUAGAGGAGCUCUUUUUACAUGUGUGUGUAUGUAUGUUUAAACACAUUCUGCAAACGUGUUCAGGAAGAUGGGUGGAUGGAAGAGAGAGAAGAAGGGAGGGAAGGGGCAGACACUGAGAACAUGGAGUGGCCAAGACCAUAGGCUUCCAGGGUCUCUGCAUCUCAAUUCCUUUUCCAGCCAUUUCUUUUUGCUUCCUUUAACUUCGUUUGUGUGGUUCAAGAAACUAUAUGCUAAUAUAGGUUUUUUUUUUAAAGAGGAAGAAAUGAACUUAAAUUAUAACAUGCCAGAGCCCUCCAAAGUAAGCAGUAAUAAUACCUCUUUCAGUUUUUAUUAGAAAAGAGUCAAAUGAUCAUACAUAUAGAAACACUUAGCACACAGCCCAAUAAAAGGGAUCUGUUACUCUCACACAUCUGUACUUUCGGUGCCAGGGGCCCCUCAUGAGGUUGAGUCCCAUGGAAAAUCAAACGAUGUCAAGUAGGUUGUUUUUUCUGAGGCUUCUUACAGAAGAUGAGGUGGGUGGCGCCAAAGCACUGAUCAUGGCCAUACAUCCCACCUCUGUCUCCCAACCCUUCUCUCCUCUUCUCCUUCCCAGCUUGCAGCACAACCAGGAAAUCCUCCUCUCCACCCACAUUUGGGGACCUCUUUGAUCUAACCAUUAACCCAAGAGACUUUUCAAAAAUUUCUUCACGUAUGAACAGAGCAGACUCGAUGGAAUCAGCUCUUCUUCCUCAGCUGCAUGACUGAAGGGGUGGAGGCUGCAACACAAGAUACCUUUUGGAGUUCACUUCCUCCAGUUUAAAAAAAAAUAGAGCAGGCAUGCCACACCACCCUCUUCCAAAGGGCUGAGGCAUGCUCCAUGGAGGCCUCCUUUGGAUUAAUUCCCUGCACUGUGAGCUUCUUGGCUAUGGGGAGAUGAUGUCUGUUACCUACUCCCUAUGGGACUCUCCUGUCCCAGCCCUUCAGGAAGGGGUGCCCCUGCAACUGGAAAGUUCCCCACGGUUGUCAUGGUUAAAGGAAAUAUCAUUUGGCCACAGUUAUGAUAUCAGUGACACUUUCGGGUGACUUGAAAACAGGCACAAUUCCAGCCUCAUCUUCCCCAUUCCUCCUCUGCCUCGGGAAUCAGGGACCACCCUGUCUUUCCAAUCCUAUUAGCUGGGGAGAAGGAUUAUUCCAGUGCCCUGGCUCCUGAGUGGCCACCGUCCACUGCAGGAAGAGGUCCAAGCCACUGCCACGGUUCUGUGGUGGCUCCUCUCAUCUUCCUUACAGGGCUGGGAUGUCCCCGCAGGCCGCUGCCCUCUCAUUUCUAGACCAGGGUGUCUAGAAGAAAAGGGCAGGGCUCUCCGUUUGGGAAGUUUCCUGCCAGGCCGCUGCUGUGUGCUCCAUGCCGCAGCUGCCUAUUCUGUGUCUGCAAGGGGCUCCGGCUCAGCAACCCAGAAAAAGAGCCAUGGGACCUAUGAGGCCCCUUAACAGUAUGAGUCCCCGCGAGUGCCUUGGCUUUCAUCAAUCUCUAGUGCCCUAAUGACCCAUGGCCCUGUCCUCUCCACAUCUCACCAAAGUAGUCAGCUCUCCAACUCAGACACAGGUUGCGUCCAAGCAUCUCUCACACCUGUCCUCUUCUUUCCCUUCCCAGUCUCCCCAUUCCUCUCCCCACCCCCACCCCCAGCCUGCCUCCAGUUCCCAUCUGGCCAGCAACCGGAGAACUCUGUAUCAGUAGCAUAUUACCUUUCACGUAAGAAGGAGCGGACCUGAGAAAAUACACACGUGUCUGUGCAUCUGCAAAAAGAAAUACACAAGUAACCCCAAAACUCGUGAUCAAUUACCCAGAGAAGGUGAGCAGGAAGCAGUGGAAAGAAUGGAGGAAUGGAAACAGGAAGAAAGUGGAAAGGCAUUGCACUUCCCUGAGUAUGCCUACUUGUAUGGUUCAAAUUUGAAAGCCCUAGUAAUAUUUCACAUACUCAUUACAUAAAUAAGUAAGUAAUUAACCAAACAAAUACCCAGGGCUGAGGUUGUGGCUCAGUACUAGAGUUCCUGCCUUGCAUGCACAAGACCCUGGGUUCAAUCCCCAGCACCACAAAAAACAACCAACCAACCAAAUACCCAGAGUGUGUGUUUAGGGAGAUGAAUUCAAAAUGGAAUACACACAGUAAUAAAUUACCCUGUGUUAAGAAUGAAUGCCACCAUCAAACCACCGGGAUGAAGAAGAACACAGCUUUUUCAAUAAUUCUAAAAGUAUAUAUUUUGGCAAAGUGCCUAGUAGAAAGUACAAUAAAAAAACAUAGAUUUUA
Molecule: messenger RNA, 9316 nt
Organism: Chinchilla lanigera (long-tailed chinchilla)
Lineage: Eukaryota; Metazoa; Chordata; Mammalia; Rodentia; Chinchillidae
Product: chromosome unknown open reading frame, human C1orf116
Exons: 4
Coding region: 123-2660 (845 amino acids)
Source: RefSeq, a predicted model, not a curated record